AUGGAGGCUCAGGAGCUGUUUCGGCGGUUAGGUGCCGGUGCUCGCUUUGAUGUGCGGCGCUUCGGGCAAGACGCACGGCGAUUCGGGGUGAUGAAGGGGAGUGGCGGCGGCGGCGUCUCGCUGGAGAGCCUCGACUUCUUUGGGCGCAAGGAGGGAGCCCCCCUGGGGUCUGCCGAGGAGAGCUGGGGGCUCGCAGGGGCUGGCGAGGAGGUAAAGGGUGGAGAGCAGCAGAAGGAUGGAGCAGGCAAUAAUGAUGGAAAGGUGGCAGGAAAGAGAAAAAGAACCGCAGAAAGAAGUGAAGGAAAAAGAAAAAAGAAAAAGACACGAGAAGCAGCAUCAAUGCUGGAGUUGUCAGAAAGUAAUGGAAUAAAGUGGAUGUCCUCUCUGGAAGCAAAAUUCGAUGAUACAAAAGACAAAAAGCCUACUGCAGAAAAACUUGAACGCUUGAGAAGAGAAAAGGUAAACCGCUUCAGAAAUCGACACAAGAUUAGUAUUCAAGGAACAGAUCUUCCUGACCCAAUUGCUACAUUUGAUCAACUUCAAAAGGAAUACAAAGUCCACCCUAAAAUCAUGGAGAACAUUCAAGCUGCUGGUUUCCAGGUCCCAACACCAAUCCAGAUGCAGGCUAUUCCCGUCAUGCUUCAUGGUCGGGAACUUCUAGCUUCAGCUCCUACUGGGUCUGGAAAAACACUGGCAUUUUGUAUUCCUCUGUUAACACAUCUGAAACAACCUAGGAACAAAGGAUUCAGAGCUCUGAUCAUAUCGCCUACCCGAGAACUUGCUAGCCAGACACAUCGGGAGCUGGUGAAGUUGGCUGAGGGGACAGGCUUCAGAAUACAUAUGAUCCACAAGGCAGCAGAAGCAGCAAAGAAAUUUGGGCCCAAGUCUUCUAAGAAAUUUGAUAUACUAGUUACUACUCCAAACAGACUCAUUUAUUUGCUGAAGCAAGAUCCUCCAGCAAUAGACUUGACCAGUGUGGAGUGGCUGGUGGUGGAUGAAUCAGACAAACUAUUUGAAGAUGGGAAGUCAGGGUUCCGAGAUCAACUGGCCUCCAUCUUCCUGGCAUGCACAUCCCACGUGGUGAGAAGAGCCUUGUUCAGCGCCACCUUUGCACAUGAUGUAGAGGAGUGGUGCAAACUCCACCUUGACAGUGUUGUCCUGGUGUCCGUUGGAGCAAGAAACUCUGCAGCAGAAACAGUAGAACAAGAGCUUUUGUUCGUUGGAUCUGAGACAGGAAAACUAACGGCGAUGAGAGAGCUUGUUAAAAAGGGUUUUGCUCCUCCGGUCCUUGUUUUUGUACAGUCUAUUGAGAGGGCUAAAGAGCUUUUCCAUGAACUUAUUUAUGAAGGCAUCAAUGUGGAUGUCAUCCAUGCAGACAAAACUCAGCAACAGAGAGAUAACGUAGUGCACAGUUUCAGAGCUGGGAAGAUCUGGGUGCUUAUCUGCUCAGCCUUACUAGCUCGAGGGAUUGACUUCAAAGGAGUGAAUAUGGUCAUCAAUUAUGAUUUGCCAACGAGUGCGGUGGAAUACAUCCACAGGAUAGGUCGUACCGGAAGAGCAGGGCACACAGGAAAAGCAGUCACUUUCUUUACAGAAGAUGACAAACCUUUAUUACGGAGUAUAGCCAAUGUUAUUCAGCGAGCUGGCUGUCCUGUGCCAGACUACAUUAAACACCUUCCCAAACUGCAAAGCAAACAAAAGAAGAAAUUCAUUAAGAAACCAUUGAAAAGAGAAUCCAUUCGUACCACCCCUCAGUGCUUCUUAAAAAAAGCCAAAUGGAAAACGAAAACUACGAAGGAAAAUAUUAAGGAAAAGAAGAAAGUUAAAGAAGGUAAAAACGGCAGUAAAUUAUAG
Molecule: messenger RNA, 1854 nt
Organism: Charadrius vociferus (killdeer)
Lineage: Eukaryota; Metazoa; Chordata; Aves; Charadriiformes; Charadriidae
Gene: DDX52
Product: DEAD (Asp-Glu-Ala-Asp) box polypeptide 52
Exons: 15
Coding region: 1-1854 (617 amino acids)
Biological process (GO): maturation of SSU-rRNA
Cellular component (GO): 90S preribosome
Molecular function (GO): nucleic acid binding; RNA helicase activity; ATP binding
Source: RefSeq, a predicted model, not a curated record